Messenger RNA from Strongyloides ratti, 1071 nucleotides. RefSeq names its product Adenosine 3'-phospho 5'-phosphosulfate transporter 2. Lineage: Eukaryota; Metazoa; Nematoda; Chromadorea; Rhabditida; Strongyloididae. Gene Ontology annotation, molecular function: 3'-phosphoadenosine 5'-phosphosulfate transmembrane transporter activity. The transcript has a single exon. The record is from RefSeq and is a predicted model, not a curated record. The coding region runs from base 1 to 1071 and encodes 356 amino acids. Gene Ontology annotation, biological process: transmembrane transport. Gene Ontology annotation, cellular component: endoplasmic reticulum membrane; Golgi membrane.
AUGUUACCUCAGUAUAAAAAAGAAAAUGUUUAUCAAGUAAUGUUUAUUGGCAUUAAUAUGACAUAUUGGCCUAGUUAUUUACAAUUUAUUGUACUAUGUGGAGGUGUAAUGUUUUUUUAUCUAAUUUAUGCUUAUGUUCAAGAAUAUAUGUUUAAAGUUGAUGGUAUGAAAAAUCUUGGUUGGUACAUUACACUUAUACAAUUUUAUUUUUAUUCAAUGUUUUCAUGGAUUGAAAGAAAAUUAAAAAAAGAGAAAGGAAUGAAAAUUCCAAGAAAAAAAUAUUUUGAAAUUGCUUUUUAUACUGUUACAACAAUUGGAUUAAGCAAUGCCGCAACAGGAUAUUUAAAUUAUCCAACACUUGUUAUAUUUAAAUGUUGUAAACUUAUUCCCGUAUUAAUUGGUGGUAUUUUAAUUCAAAAAAAAAGAUAUGGAUGUUUAGAUGUUUUGGCAGCUUUUUUAAUGUCAUUAGGAUUAAUAGUAUUUUUUUUAGGUGAUACAAAAGUUUCACCAAAUUUUGAUCCAACAGGUUAUAUAAUGAUUUGUGGAGCAUUAAUUGCAGAUGCAAUUAUUGGAAAUGUUCAAGAAAGAGAAAUGAAAAUUCAUGGUUCAAGUAAUUCAGAAGUUGUCUUUUACUCAUAUACAUUUGGUUUUUUUUAUAUAUUAUUAUAUCAAAUUUUUACAAUGGAAAUUUAUACUUCUUUUAUUUUUUUAUUAGAUCAUCCAAGUCAAUAUAUAUUAAUAGUAAUCUUUUCAACAGUAGGGUAUUUAGGAAUUAAUGUUGUUUUAACUUUAGUUAGAACAUCUGGUGCAUUAAUGGCUGUUACGGUGACAACGUUACGUAAAGCAGUAACAAUAGUCAUAUCAUUUUUAUUUUUUACCAAACCAUUUACAAUAUAUUAUAUUUAUGGUGGAUUAAUAGUGUUAUUUGCAAUUUAUCUUAAUUUAUACUCAAAAAAUAAAAAUAAAUGGGAUCCAAUAAUAAGACGUUACAUGUCAUCAUUUAUAGAAAUCAAAAAUAUUUAUUUAAAAAAUAAAUUUGGUAGAAAUUUACCAAAUGCUUUAAAUGUUUAA